This is a messenger RNA of Solanum pennellii, 930 nucleotides long. Its product is annotated as bax inhibitor 1-like. Gene Ontology annotation, cellular component: membrane. Lineage: Eukaryota; Viridiplantae; Streptophyta; Magnoliopsida; Solanales; Solanaceae. The transcript is spliced from 5 exons. The coding region runs from base 62 to 808 and encodes 248 amino acids. The record is from RefSeq and is a predicted model, not a curated record.
UCACGUUCCUCAUUCAUCUUCAUCAAAUUUCCGAUUCAAUUUUCUCUCUGAAGCAAAAAACAUGAAGUUCACAAAUAUGAAACUCCAGGCAAGGAAGGCUGUGAGAGCUUACUUCGUAAGGAAUUGGACAAUAGAAGACCUGAUGAAUAAUGAUGAAAUUCCCGAGCACGCUUGCGCAAGCUUGAGGACGGUGUAUCUUACUCUCUUAUGUGCCUUGUGGAGCUUUUCUUUUGGAUCUUUCUUGCAAUUGAUCUGGGAAGCGGGAGGGCGAUUCACAGUCCUUUCUUCUGUAGCAAGUUUACCCUGUCUGUACUUUAUAUCACCAUUGAGAGUGAGGACGAGGGUCUCACUCUUGAUGUUUGCAGCCUGUAACAUGGGUGCUUCUUUUGGCCUUUAUAUCGAAUAUCUCUUCGGAAUGAAUCAAAUCCUUGUUGUCAGCCUUUAUGCAGGUCCAACACUUGCCAUUGGAACUUUCUGGAUUGAAUCCUUGUUAUCGAGGGAAAGGAGAGAAAUCUAUAUCAACUGCCUGACUUAUCCUUUUAGUCUAAUGCUUGCCACCUAUGUUGUUAGAACUUUCGAAGUCAUUAACAUACACGUAGCUCAUUGGAUGUUAAAGGUAUGCGUUGUGCUUGCAUUGUUCUUGGGGUAUGUUGUGGUAUAUAGCCAAGAGAUACUGUAUGAUGCUAACUUUAGAGAAAUCAACUUUGUCAAUCGCACACUCACCAUCUUCUUCCAUUUACCGGGUAUAGUGGUCCAUGCUGCAAGACUAUGCGUGGGUGCAAAUAUUGAGCAACACCGACAGAAUUAAUGCUGAUACACUUGGAACUGCAGAAUAAAUAGAGUAGAAUGCAGAUGAGGAACUGUAAAUGAUGAAAAGUAUUCCUUUGUCACUACAUUUUACUGAUUCAAUUUGAUAUUCGUUAGUCUGAA